Centruroides sculpturatus (bark scorpion) is the source of this 1012-nucleotide messenger RNA. RefSeq lists its product as uncharacterized. The record is from RefSeq and is a predicted model, not a curated record. The coding region runs from base 66 to 995 and encodes 309 amino acids. NCBI's taxonomy places the organism in Eukaryota, Metazoa, Arthropoda, Arachnida, Scorpiones, Buthidae. The transcript has a single exon.
UUAGAAAAUUUUUGGUUACAAAAGCUAAAAACAUCUGGCAACACUACUUGUGUGUCUGUGAAAGCAUGGCUGUUCCUGAUCGAGUGUUCCCGGAUCUGAGUGAAUUUCGUCUGCAAGAUCUAUUUCUAGUGACACAGAAUAAACAAGAAAGCAUUCGGUGGGCGAUGGACAAUGGUCUGCUAAAAAAACAACGCAUUUGCGAAAACGGACGUUGUGUGGGAGUAAAUGCAAUGAGAUUAGAAGAGACGGACAGAACAGACGGCUUAGUUUGGCGAUGUUCAGCAGGUAGGGCUUGUCGAAAAAAGAUUUCUAUUCGCAAGGAUUCAUUUUUCGAAAACAGCCAUUUGCCAGUAUCAAAAAUUCUUCAAUUAGCAUAUCUGUGGGCCUUUCAGCUCGACAAACAGGACUUUCUCAUGAGAGAACUUCAGAUUGCUUCUGCCCACACAAUUCUGGAUUGGAAACAGUUCUGUCGUGAUAUAUGCCACGAAUGGUUUCUUCUAAAUCCAAUUGUCAUUGGAGGGUCCGGCCACACUGUUGAGAUUGAAGAAAGUUGUUUUGUUCGUCGGAGUCGUCUCGUCAGAGAACAGUGGGUUUUUGGAGGAUAUGAUGUGCGUACCAAGGAAAGUUUCAUGGUCGCAGUAGAUCACCGAAAUGCCUCCACGUUGCUGCCCAUCCUACAGAAGUUUGUUCUACCUGGAACAACUGCAGUUUCUGAUUUGUGGGCCAAAUAUAAUAUCUCUGGAAACAAAGAGUACCAACAUCUUACUGUAAAUCAUUCGGUGAACUUUGUCGACCCUGUCACUCAUGCCACCACAAAUCGUGAGAAAUGUAUUUGGCAGAAGGCCAAGGAAAAGAAUAAACGUUGCUUUGGUAAUCGUCGUGCCAUGCUAAAUAAUUCUCUAGCAGAAUUUUUAUGGCGUCAACAAUUUCAAAGAGAUGCGUUUAAAAAUUUUAUUUCUCAAGUGCGUCAGGUUUAUCCUGAUGCGGCUAAUUAAUUGACACUGUUAAAGAG